AUGGAAUGUGUCCGAGUGAUUCAGGCUAGCCCCGGAUUUGAUAUGCUUGUCCACUUCCAUCAUCUUUUUGAGAUUGAGAGCUCCUACACUGCCGCCCCGAAAACAGCUGCGAGCGCAGUCACCUCGGACUGUCCUAACGAUUUCGUUGCUCUCAACUUCACUGGAUCGCUGGAGUGCAUAUGGUUAUUGGAAGUUCCACAUGAUUACAGCAUCGUGCUUUAUAUCAAUGAAUUCUCGCUUUACGCUCCAAAUCACUGUGACCUGAACUUCCUUGAAGUAUACUCAGGGACCACUUCGGACAGGCCUUUGAAGAGAUACUGUGGGAUGACGGCUGCCCAUGUGUUUUCGUCGCAUUACCUGAUGUACAUCCGCUUCUACCUACACGACGCAAAUCAAAUCCGCAAUACCUCCAUUUCCGCUUUGUAUUCGUCGUUCGUGAGAAUGAAAAACUGUUCAUCCAAGCAGCUGCUAACAUGCGGUGAUGAGAAUUGUGUGCCUCAGCAGUUGGCAUGCAAUGGCCGCGUCAAUUGCCCCUAUGGUACCGAUGAAAUGAAUUGUCAUGUUGGUGAGUUACAUAUGACUUUGUUACAAUCCGGUGCAAAAGGACAGCACUCUAAAGCCCUCAUCUCGGCCCACUCACGUCACGUCCAACCGUAG
This is a messenger RNA of Haemonchus placei, 657 nucleotides long. NCBI's taxonomy places the organism in Eukaryota, Metazoa, Nematoda, Chromadorea, Rhabditida, Trichostrongylidae. The record is from the annotation of a GenBank genome assembly.